Molecule: messenger RNA, 1924 nt
Organism: Cimex lectularius (bed bug)
Lineage: Eukaryota; Metazoa; Arthropoda; Insecta; Hemiptera; Cimicidae
Product: solute carrier family 46 member 3
Exons: 6
Coding region: 191-1738 (515 amino acids)
Biological process (GO): transmembrane transport
Cellular component (GO): membrane
Molecular function (GO): transmembrane transporter activity
Source: RefSeq, a predicted model, not a curated record
CUCAGUCUCACUCCGAUCCCCAUGCCAAAAGGAUCUCCGGGUAGCUAAACAAUCGAAUAGUUCGCGUACUUUCGGCGUUGGUAAAUUCACACCGAUCCGACAUUAAAAAUAUGUAGUAGGACACUAUUUGAAAUCCGUUUAAAUUAUGUAUUCAACUCAUAAAUAGUCGAGUUAUUUCUUUGUGUACCUUAUGGCGGUGGAAAAAAUGACGGACGCUGCGAACGAAAAUACCGGACAAUGGAGCGGUUUGUCUUGGAAAGGAAAGUUAAAACACGUAAUCGCUAACAUAACUGUCGAGCCGAUUUUAUGUUGUUACUUACUUCCUAAUGUUCUCGCUGCUCUGACAAUAAUGAAUUUAAACUUAGAAAAGGCGUGCAGGGUAAAUUUGCACUACAACGAUUCCGUGUGUGACGCGCAUUCUGCCAGGAAUUCCACCGGUAUCGAAAUGGAAGAAGAAAAAAUUCAGGAAAUCGUCGUGGCUAUGAAUUACUGGCAGUCCAUUUUGAGAAGUUCCCUGCCGGCGGUUUUAAUUUUGUUCUUUGGCUCAUUUAGCGACCGCAGCGGGAGAAGGAAGCCGUUUAUGCUGCUGCCGAUAGUCGGCGAACUGUUCACAGUCGUCGGUUUGCUGUUGUGCACUUAUUAUUACUACGAAUGGCCUAUGGAAGUGGCCGGUGUCAUCGAAGCCCUUUUUCCAGCUCUGACCGGCGGAUGGACGACCAUGUUUAUGGCCGUUUUUAGUUUUAUGGGAGACAUAACGACCCUGGAAAUGAGAACCGUACGCCUCGGGAUAGUCAAUGUCUUCGUGUCUAUCGCGGCCCCGGUCGGAAUCAUCCUCAGCGGGUAUCUUUACCAGUUGAUAGGUUUCUACGGUGUAUUUUCCACUGUCGCCGUCCUGUAUUUCCUAGGACUGAUUUACGGCCAAAUGCGACUCAAAGAGGCCAAAACGCCGAAUAAACUCCAACAUGGUUUCUGCAAAGAGUUUCUGAACCCUACGCACGUCACGGACACUUUCCGCGUCGCGUUUAAGAAGAGGCCGGGAAAUCUUAGACUUCGCGUACUACUCAUAAUGAUCUUAUCAUUUACAAUUUUUGGACCGAUUAGUGGGGAAAUGGCCGUCGGCUAUCUCUUUACCAGGAUCAGAUUCCAAUGGAACGAAGUGGAUUUCAGCCUUUAUUCAACUUACGUGAUUGUAAUUAAUCUUAUAGGAACGUCCCUAGGCAUUGGCCUGUUCAUCCAUAUGUUUAAAAUGGAAGACGCGAUGCUUGGGAUGGUGGCUUACACGUCAAAAUUGGUCGCAAGUAUUUUUUACGCUUUUGCCUCGACACCGCAGAUCUUCUACAUCGUAACUUUGAUCGACAUGGUCGGAGGAACGGGAUUAAUCGCUAUGCGGUCAAUUGCUUCAAAACUAGUACCUUCUGAAGAAUUAGGCAAAAUAAACUCUCUUUUUGGCGUGUGCGAAGCCGUGGUGCCAAUUGUUUAUCAGCCUUUGUACAGUGCUGUAUAUAACACGACAAGGCAAACACUGCCAGGCGCCUUUUUCCUUGUCGGUGGUGCAUUGAACGUUCCCACGAUCUUACUGUUUCUAUACCUUUACAUUCUCCAGAAACGAGACCCAGUUGGCACCUUAGUGACGAACAACGGCCAGGAGAAAGAAAGGGAUGCAGCCGAUGCUCAGCCAAAAGGCGUACAUAACCCAACGUUUGAGAAUGAUUUGAUAAUUGAUCAAACCAAGCUUUAAAUAUUAUUCUGUUCGUAUUUGUAAAAUAUUUUAUACUCUUGGUUAUUUUCAUUAAACGACCUAUUUUCAAAAAUGUCUUCCUUUUAAAAACAAAAGAAAAGUUAUCUUGACAUUUUAUUUUUAUAGUAAGUACCGAGAGUCUUAAAGCAAGUUAAUCAAAUACAUAUGUUUCUUUGUUAACAGAAA